AUGGCUUGGUUGUGGGGAUUAGAAGCACCUACGAGAACAACUCUCUUCAAGCUGCUGGUCAUUGUCUUUGGCGUCAGCAUGGCUAGUGCCGGCGAAAUCAAUUUCUCCUGGAUAGGUAUUCUGUACAGUUGCGGCGGUCUCAUCUUCGAGUCUAUUCGAGUCGUCUUGAUUCAGGAUUUGCUUUCAGGAAAAGGCGUGACCAUGGAUCCACUCGUCGGACUUUAUUAUUACGCCCCCAUAUCUGCUGUGAUCAAUCUCGUCGUUGCAUGGGAGACGGAAUGGGAGUCUUUCCAUUGGUCAGCCGUAGGACGAGCUGGGGUAGCCAUGCUGGCCUUGAAUAUGUUUUCUGCAUUCUUCCUGAAUGUGGCGAGCAUGAUGGUGGUAUGUACUAUUACAUUCAAGAUCAAGCGUUUGAUUCUAAUUUGA
Molecule: messenger RNA, 426 nt
Organism: Pestalotiopsis fici W106-1
Lineage: Eukaryota; Fungi; Ascomycota; Sordariomycetes; Amphisphaeriales; Sporocadaceae
Exons: 1
Coding region: 1-426 (141 amino acids)
Cellular component (GO): trans-Golgi network; endosome; Golgi apparatus
Molecular function (GO): antiporter activity
Source: RefSeq, a predicted model, not a curated record